AUGGCGAUCUCCGACUGGCGGUUCCCCUACAAGAGGUCCUACCACCCCGUGUGUCUACACGACUCUCGAGAGCUGACUACUACCAUCCUCCGCAACUGUGACCCGGACGUGGAGCCCGGCACUGAGCGCUACCAGUUCCUGCAGGCUCUGUCCUGCCGCUGUCUGGUCUGCAAGAGUAGCGAGGCUAGCUGCGAGGGCCUCAGGAACUGGAAGCUGGUGUCUGACCAGGCAUGAGUACAGACAGCAUAGAACAGAACACAGCAUAGCACAGCACACAGCAUGGUAGCGAGCAUGAAGCAUAUCACAGCAUGACACCACAUAUACGUACCCUUCAGAAGUCCGACACGUUUUGUAGACAAGCACUAUAAAUAAAGUAUCCAU
Molecule: messenger RNA, 381 nt
Organism: Homalodisca vitripennis (glassy-winged sharpshooter)
Lineage: Eukaryota; Metazoa; Arthropoda; Insecta; Hemiptera; Cicadellidae
Product: glycoprotein hormone beta-5-like
Exons: 3
Coding region: 1-234 (77 amino acids)
Biological process (GO): G protein-coupled receptor signaling pathway
Cellular component (GO): cytoplasm; extracellular region
Molecular function (GO): hormone activity
Source: RefSeq, a predicted model, not a curated record